AUGUCGCCUUACGCGCAACACCUACUCCUCUCGACCGGGCGCAUGGACUGGACAAGCAGGAUCGAGGAUGAAAGGGACACUGCAUCAUGGGGACGGCUCACCUCAGAAAUGAAAGGGAUACUCGGACGGGGUGGUGAAUUCCACGAUCCUUACAACAAUAUCCUGAUCAGCACCUCUUCAUUCACUCCGUGGGAGGAGCAACAGCAGCAAUCUUCGCUCGAAACCGGCAAAGUCGACGCCAUCCUCUUCCCGGCCUUCAAGCAUAUCCGAUCCCUUACGCCUAGCACAGCAGCAAGUACAAGCACAACUACAAGCGAAACAGCCACAUCGCAUCUCCUACGGGAAUUCACACGAGCGUUCCUCCUCCCGGAGCGCCUACAUCGCAUCUACGACGGGAUCCCCAACGCCGAGCGCCGAGCAAAGACGCGGGAUCCGACGGUCGCGACGAACCUGCCCAUCAGCGUCGACGACAUCAACACGACGACGAUUCUCAUCUGCAGCCACGGACAGAGAGACAGCAGGUGUGGCAUUCUGGGGCCACUGCUCCACCGCGAGUUUCAAGCAUACAUCGACAGCCGUUGCCGGAGCACAACGCUGGAACCCGCCGAUUCGACGAGGUAUUCCGCCCAGGUCCAGAAAUUCCUCGCAGCGGCGGACGGUUCUCCGUCGUCCGAGCCUGUGCCCGUCAACAUCGGCACGAUGUCGCACAUCGGCGGGCACAAAUGGGCCGGCAACGUGAUCGUCUACACGCCACCGAACGCAGCGGCGUUGACAGCCGGUGCGCGCCAUCCUCUCGCCGGCAAGGGCAUCUGGUACGGCCGCGUCGAGCCGUGUCACGUGCAGGGCAUUGUCGAGGAGACCGUGCUCCGCGGCAAAGUCAUCCGCGAUCUGUUCCGCGGGGGUCUUGAUCAGGAUGGCUCUGUGAUUAGGCUAUGA
Messenger RNA from Exophiala aquamarina CBS 119918, 936 nucleotides. RefSeq lists its product as uncharacterized. NCBI's taxonomy places the organism in Eukaryota, Fungi, Ascomycota, Eurotiomycetes, Chaetothyriales, Herpotrichiellaceae. Bases 1 to 936 code for a protein of 311 amino acids. The record is from RefSeq and is a predicted model, not a curated record. The transcript has 2 exons.